GCUCGGCGAGAGAGAAAGAGAACAGGAAGUUUCAUCUCUGGCACAUGUUAAGAGGGAAAGACACUUGCUAACCGAUUCACCAACUGUGACCAGGAGCAGCUGGACCUCGGGCAAACUGGGAUGUUGAAGGAUGGCUCAGGGUGGCAUCCAGACUUCCAGUGGGGACUACAUAGAUGCAUCUUGGGAGCUGAAGAUCGUGGUGGAAGAGUUGGGCCCUGAGGCGGAGCCCAUCACCCUGAGAGUGAACGGGAGCGUGCACAUUGGCGGCGUCAUCCUUCAGCUGGUGGAAAAAAUUGAGAUAAAGAAGAACUGGUCGGACCACGGGCUGUGGUGGGAACAGAAGAAACGCUGGGUUCUGAAAACCAACUGGACCCUGGACAAGUGUGGCAUUCAGGCCGACGCCAAGCUGCUGUUCACCCCUCAACACAAGUCCCUGCGUCUCCAACUGCCCAACCUCCGAACGGUCAAACUGAGAGCAAGCUUUUCCAGCCCGGUCUUCAGCUCCGUCAUCGGCAUCUGCAAGAUGCUCACUGGGCGUGGGGCAGCCAUCUUCCAAAACCCAUCUGGGUCACGCUCUCAGGAGUGGGGCGCUGGGGGCUUGGGAGGGGGAGUACAGGUCACCAUCAUUACCCAGUCUGGGCCGUCACUUGACCCCAGACCCACUACAACAUUGUUGAUUCUUACCUGGACCACCCCGGGGAACUCUGCACUGGGUAUCAUCCCACUUCCGGAAAUUGUUUCUGUCAAUAUUAUUGCUAGCCAACAAAUCUCCAAGUCAGCACAGAUUGCUUAUUGGAGACGGUUCACAAAUACAUCUCAUUCCCAGCAGGCAGAGAGCCAGAGCAAAACGUUCCUCAUCUGA
Messenger RNA from Stegostoma tigrinum, 862 nucleotides. Its product is annotated as fermitin family homolog 3-like. The record is from RefSeq and is a predicted model, not a curated record. The transcript has 5 exons. The coding region runs from base 131 to 862 and encodes 243 amino acids. Gene Ontology annotation, molecular function: integrin binding. Lineage: Eukaryota; Metazoa; Chordata; Chondrichthyes; Orectolobiformes; Stegostomatidae. Gene Ontology annotation, cellular component: cell-substrate junction. Gene Ontology annotation, biological process: leukocyte cell-cell adhesion; integrin activation; regulation of cell-cell adhesion mediated by integrin.